Molecule: messenger RNA, 1608 nt
Organism: Acanthamoeba castellanii str. Neff
Lineage: Eukaryota; Discosea; Longamoebia; Acanthamoebidae
Product: geranylgeranyl reductase subfamily protein
Exons: 11
Coding region: 1-1608 (535 amino acids)
Molecular function (GO): FAD binding
Source: RefSeq, a predicted model, not a curated record
AUGGGCCGAACCCGAGAGGGGUCCCGAGGUAGAGCUGUGGGCGCGGUGCGAGGGGGUGGCGCCCGAGGGACAGCUGCAGAGGGCACGACGACCACCCUGCUGGGCCGCUACUUGGAGUGGAAGAAGAGGCGGGCGCAGCAGGCCGCCAAGGUGGAGCAGACGAGCCGAGGAGGGGGUGUGGGCAGCUACUUUGCAACAGCUGCCUCGACUGCGACUUCCUCCUCUUCUUCGCCCUCUGCUUCAUCGAUAAGACUGCCGCUCUUCCUCAAGCGCCUCGUGUGGCGAAUCAUCGAAUUCGUGAAGCAAUUGCGCAGGCGGCAGCUGGUGCACUUUGCGAUGUGGGGCGGUGGCGUUCUCUGCCUCUACUCCCUAUGGCGGUGGUACCGCGCCGCCUUUCGCAAAUCCUGCAUCCCUCCCCACGAGGAGGAGGAGGGCAUCGUGGACGUGUGCGUCGUGGGCGCAGGACCAAGCGGGGCGACCUGUGCCUACCACCUGGCCAAAGCCGGCCACAGCGUGAUCCUGAUCGAUAGCCAGCGCUUCCCGCACGACAAGGUGUGCGGAGACGUGGUCCCGCCUCUGGCACAGAAGCAUCUGGAGGAAAUGGGCGUACUUCAGCAAAUCGUGCUCGAGAAAGAGGGCCGAUGGGGCAACUCGGGAGGUUUUGUGAGCCCGUCGGGGCUGAGCUUCAUCGGAAAGCUGACCACCGGCGAGCGGCUGCUCUCCGUACAGAGGAUCAUACUCGACGAAAAGAUCGCUUACGCAGCCGAGAGCGCCGGUGCCACGCUCUUGGACGGCUUCACUGUCAAAUCCGUGAAGUGGAACCCGGAGGACGAGCUCUGGACCAUCGUGCUCGACACCAUGGACACGCACGGCGAGAACUAUGUGUACAGGGCGCGAGCGUUGGUGGCCUGCGAUGGAGCCAAAUCAGAGAUAGCGCGCCAGCUCGGGGCCGGCACCCACGCGUUCCCGGCAGCGGACCACGUGUCGUUCUACUCGGAACAGCUGCUGCCGGGCUUCUUCGUGGUGUUCCACGAGCUGGAGGACUUCCUCAACAUGUGCUGCUACUUCAUCCCGCUCCCCUCGACGUCCCGUUGGAAGGGCCGCACGGUCGAAGAGCUGCAGGAGGCCUACAGCGACUACAUGGAGACCGAUCCGUACAUCAAGCAGGCGCUCGGGCCGGACGUUGCCGUCACCCCGUGCAAGUUUGCACCGAUGCGCGUCGGUGGAGUGUCGAGGAGCUACGGCAACCACUUCCUGGUGGUCGGCGAUGCUGCGGGACAAGUCGAUCCGCUGACCGGAGGGGGCAUCCAUUUCGCGAUGGAGGCGGCCAAGAUCGCAGCGGAGACCCUGGUGGAGGCCUUCCGAGAGGGAGACCUCACCGCGGGGCGGCUCAAGGUGUACCAACAGCGAUGGAGAAAGGCCUUCGGGUGGGACUUUUGGCUGUCCUUCCUGAUUCUGCGCCUACUGUACAGGUUCCCCAUCCUCUUGGAUGCCGCUGCCGAGGUGAUCAAGCGCAAGGGCGACGCGUUCGUCGGAGCAUGGGCCACGGCCUUCGUGUUGCUCUGGCGACAACUGCGCUAUGGCAAGCUCACCCCACCAGGCACAUAA